Messenger RNA from Raphanus sativus (radish), 1337 nucleotides. RefSeq lists its product as uncharacterized. Bases 126 to 1337 code for a protein of 403 amino acids. Gene Ontology annotation, cellular component: peroxisome. The transcript is spliced from 7 exons. Gene Ontology annotation, molecular function: RNA nuclease activity. Gene Ontology annotation, biological process: regulation of gene expression. Lineage: Eukaryota; Viridiplantae; Streptophyta; Magnoliopsida; Brassicales; Brassicaceae. The record is from RefSeq and is a predicted model, not a curated record.
UGUGUGCCACGCUUUUCGGCCUAUAUAAACUAAUCAAAAUUUAUAUAUCCCCUAAACCUAGUCCUCUCUCUUUCACACAUUCAUCAGUCGUUUGGUCAUCUUUUGCCGUUUCAGAAUCGAGGGGAAUGAACAAAAUCGAGAGCAUGGCGACGCAGCAGCAUCGUGGGGAGGAGGAGGUGGAGAAAGCUUUGGUGCUAUGGAACAUCAGCAACUGUCCGAUUCCAGAUGGUCAUGACCCUCUUACGGUGGUCCAGAGAAUACAAACGGCGGUGGAAAACUCAGGUCACGUCCGCCGCUAUGGUGAAAUCUCCAUCACUGCCAUUGGCAACAACCUAACAGAGAUCCCUGGUGAAGACGUCAUGAGGAAGCUCUCUUCCAUUGGAAUCUCUCUUAAACACUCCCACGGUUAUCAUCAAAAGGAUUUGUAUGACUGGGCCGAAAAGAAUCCUCCUCCGGGUACUAUGAUGGUCAUAGACGGUCAUGAGCAACUGGGAUGGUUAGCUUUUACACUUUCCCACUUUGAAGAUAAUGGAUAUAGAAUUAUUCUUGCAUACCCUCAGCGUGACCUAGCCACACCUUUUCCACGUAUCUUUUCUAAACUGUGGGAUCAGAGGCAGACGUAUACAUAUAAUGGUCCGCCCCCAGCUGAAAACGUGUCUAGAUCCGCCGUUGAGUGGGAUUGGGAUGCCUUAAUCUCAGAUGAACAGGAGGUGACAACACCAACAACAAGCCUUGUUGUUAAGCACGACAAGUUCUAUGGUGAAUCUCCCUGGUCUUGCUCAGUAUGCUCUGGUGCUGCCCCAAGCUUUGAAGAUUUCACCACCCAUCUCAAGUCUGUAGAACAUGAAUUUCGUGAGUGGGACAGGCAUGCUAGAAAAUACGGCCUGGAUCGUACUAACCGUAAUAACUUGCCGUUUGGUCGAUCACAGGAGUUGGACUUGCUGCUUACUCAAGAGAUGCUUAGAUGUCAAGAGAUGCUUCAGCAGUGCCGGCUCGGUGGCUUUAAGCCUAAAGACAGACCUGUAACCUUAGAAAGAGUCGAUCCAAGGGGAAUGAACGAAGUAGAGAACAUGACAACGCAGCAGCAGCAUGAGGAGAAAGAGGUAGAGAAAGCUUUUGUGCUAUGGGACAUGGGCAACUGUCCGAUUCCAGAUGGUCACGAUCCUCUUACGGUGGUUAGGAAAAUACAAAUGGCGGUGGAAAAGUCAGGCCACGUCAGCCGCAAUGGUGAGAUCUCCAUCACUGCCAUCGGCAGCAAACUAAGAGAGAUCCCUGGUGAAGACGUCAUGAGGAUACUCUCUUCGUUUGAAAUCUCUUUUAAACAUUCCCACCGUUAG